UGCGGAGGUUUUACGCCUGGAUGUGUCAGAGGGAGCCAGGGCGAGUCCUGACUGCAGACAUCGUCGACCAGCAACCAGGAUGCGCAUCAACAUGAGAAGAAAUCUUAGCAUUUCUCCAAACGGUUUACCACGGACAAACUCAGUGUGACCUCUCAGAUCAACACACAAGGGAAACGAACAAGCACAAAUCUCAGACGGAGUUUUGAUUCUGAAUCUCCUUGACAUCCUUCUGCUCUCCAGUGAAUUUAUUUUUUUGACCUUCUCAUCCCAUUCGUGAACCCCGCCAUGUCCGGGAAGGAGCGCAGCCCCCGCCACCGGCCGUGGUCGGUUUACGGGGCCAACACGUUUGAUCUCUCGGCUGAGAUGAUGGGGCUGGCUCUCUCGGGCAGCAGCCAGGAUCCAGACGAGCCUGUGCUGGAGUUCAGUGUGGCCUGCAGCGAGCUGGUCACUCCCUCUCUGGACAGAAAGCCAACCAGCUUCGUGGCCGUCAGCUGCACCACGCCGCCUCAGGCCUUCUGGACCAAACACGCUCAAACUGAGAUCAUAGAGGCCACCAGUAACCCGAUCUUCCUGAGCAGCGUGUCGUUCUUCCAGGACUCUCUGAUCACGCAGCAGACUCAGGUCAAGCUCUCGGUCUACGAUGUGAAGGACCGCACACAGGGCACGAUGUACAUGCUGGGCACGUCGACCUUCUCAGUGAAGGAGCUGCUGCAGGACAAACACCACAGACUGCACCUGACUCUCAGGUCAGGGGAGAACGAGCGGGUCGGGAACAUCACCGUCAUCGCCUGGCAGAUCGAGGAGAAGAGAGAGCAGAGAGCUCCAGUCGCACGACUACAGAGAGGAGACACGGUUAAUGGGAGGAUGGUUCUCUCUGUCGAUGCAAGCCUCACUGAACCCAUGGCCAUUAAAUCCAAGUCUUCCUCUCUGUGUAAAGACCCUCUGCUAAAGGCUGUUUUUGGGGGCGUGAUGUCACGAACGUACCGGUUCCCCACAACGGACGGUAACCACCUCCGGACCCUAGAGCAGAUGGCUGAGAGUGCGCUCUCUCUUCAUAUUCCCCGACAGUUUGUCAAGCUGCUGCUGGAGGAAGACGCCGUCAGGGUGUGUGAGCUGGAGGAGCUGGGAGAGCUGUCUCCAUGUUGGGAGAACCUCCGGAGGCAGAUCAUCACUCAGUAUCAGACCAUCAUCCUCACCUAUCAGGAGACCAUAAGUGACCUGCACGAAUACAAAGGUCCUUCAUUUAAGUCGAGUACCUUAAAAGCUGAGAAGAAGUUGGAGUUUAUUCCCACUAACCUGCACAUCCAGAGAAUGAGAGUACAGGGGGAGUCUGGCUAUGACCGGACGUACGAUGUUGUGACUAUCGGCGCUCCUGCAGCACAUCAUCAAGGCUUUAAAGGCUGCGGCCUCCGAAAAAUGCUGCACAAGCUAGAAGAAGCCAGGAAACACACUUAUGAGGAGGAAAGCCAAAGCUCUGUUGGUCCGGGCUCUAAAGGAAUGGUGUACCAGCCUCAGGACGUGGUGAAAGCGAAGGAGCUGAUUGGUCAGAUAAACACUCUGAAGACACAGGUGUGUUACUACACAGAACGUCUGUCUCGAGCCGCCAAGGAGCGCUCAGCCAACGCUCUGGAGAGAACACUGGCCAUCCUCACAGAGAAGACUCGUCAGCUGGUGACCGUGUGCGACUCCAAGCUGCUGUCCUCAGCCAUCCUUGCCCUGGCAGCUGCCCGUCCAGAGCCGACUCAGCGCAGCACUCCUUCGCCUUCCUCAUCCUCCCUCUCACCCUCCUCCCGUCCCCCAUCUCGCUCCCCCUCCCCUCGCCACUCAGCCUCCCCGUCCCGUGCCCCCACCUCGCCGUCCCGACAUGCGUUUCCUCCGGACGGCAGCGACGGGAGUAGAAACAAGCGCGCCUCCAUGCACGCAGAUUUACAUGAGGAUGAUUGGGACAAGGUGUGGCUCAAUGUAAAUAAGAGCCUGGACUGUGUGAUCCAGAGAGUGGACAGCCUGCUGCAGAGAGACAAAAUGCAGAGUGACAGCAGCUCCGAGGACGUCUUCGAGCUCGCCAACGAGGAGCCGGGUAAAACUAAGAAAGAAAACAGCCCAGAGGUAGAAAAGACUUCCCCGGAGUGGAGCGAGGCUCUGUACCCGCUGCUCACCACGUUGACAGAAUGUGCGUCUCUGAUGAGCGACAAAGCCAAGAAGGCCAUGGUGUUUGUGCUGAUGCAGGACAGCGCCCCCACCAUCGCCAUGAGCCUCACUAUGCAGUACCGCCGCGACGUCGUCUUCUGCCAGACGCUUACGGCGCUGAUCUGUGGCUUCAUCAUCAAACUGAGGAACUCUCUCUGUGACUCGGGCUUCCUCAGACAGCUGCACACCAUCGGCCUGCUGGUGCAGUACGAGGGUCUGCUCAGCACCUACGGUGAGGAGCUGGCCAUGUUGGAGGACAUGAGUGUCGGAGUGAUGGACCUGAGGAAUGUCACCUUUAAAGUCACCCAAGCGACUUCGGGCUUCUCCCCGGACAUGAUGCCGGUGAUCACAGGAAACAGGAACGGCUUCAACGUCAGGGUCCCGAUGCCCGGGGCGAUGUUCGACACGCUGCCGCGAGAGAUCCAGAACGGGAUGCUGCUGCGCGUUCAGCCCGUCCUGUUCAACGUGGGGAUCAACGAGCAGCAGACCAUGGCCGAGAAGUUUGGUGACACGUCACUACAGGAGGUGAUCAACAUGGAGAGCAUGACUCGCCUCAGCUCGUACUUUGAUCAAUUCAAAGAAGUCCUGCCAGAAGACUGCCUGCCUCGCACCCGCAGCACCACUAGUGUGCCCGAUCUGCUCAAACAGCUGAGCCUGAACGUGAACGCCAAGAAAAGCAAGAACGUGGAGAUUUUGUGGCAAGCAGCCGAGGCAUGCCGGCGUCUGAACGGCGUGCGUUUCACCAGCUGUAAGAGCGCCAAGGACCGCACGGCCAUGUCCCUGACCCUGGAGCAGUGUCAGAUCCUGCAGCAGGAGCACGCCCUCGCCCCGCAGGUCUUCUACCAGGCCUUGGACUGUAUGCGCAGUGAGGGCUGCAGGAGAGAGAACACCAUGAAGAACGUGGGAUGUCGUAAAUACGCCUUUAACGCUCUGCAGCUCAAGGCCUUCCCCAAACAAUACCGCCCCCCAGAGGGGACGUACGGGAAGGUCGAGACCUAAAGUGAACUCCUCUUAACUGGACGAAAACUAAAAGACUGAAGGGGAUCAUGAUGAUAGCACCACACAAACAAAAAAUACCGAACUGGAACAACAGCCCUUUGUUUUGUGCUUAGUCACUGUUACGAUUAUAAAUGUCCAAGUGCCAGUGCUACUGUAGAUUGUUUUCUAGCAGUUUCCCCUCUCCUCCAGUAGUGCUAGAAUCACACACUUUUCUUGACACUUCACAUACAGAAACAGGAGAGAUAUCUUUCUGUGUUACCUUGUAGCCUCUGUGCAGAUAACACUGGCUGCAGACGACCAGUCGUAGCAUCAGGAGUAAACUGUGUCCAUAGAAAAAUGUUGCAGAAGUCUCAGUCCUUUAGAAAGACGACGAAGGGCACGUUUGUUCUUGUCCUUUUUUCUUUGAUUUCAUCUUGUUACAUGGUCAAGGCUGUAGAUUAAGAACAUUUUUUGUUAUUGCCACAAAAUUGAAUGCAAAGACUUAGAAGAACGAUAAACAUUGUUGCCAAAAAACAUGAAAAGCACAUCAAUGAGCCACCCGGUUGCUCCGGCAGACAUGGGCAUUGUAGUUUAUUUUGAGGAAAUGCCACAUACACCAAGUUAGUGUUGUAAAACUCACAAAAUGUGUAUUAAUCCACCCCUGAAAAGUCCUAAACAAAUGUUUACUCCUGCUUGAUUAGCAUGUACGUUAUAAAAUACAGUGCCCAGCUGUUUGCAGAAAUUACAGAGCACCCUUAAAAAACAAUUUAACUAUAUUGUGAGCUGAUUGGUCUUUGAAUUGGAUUUUUGUUGCUGAUGCUGUGUUGACAUCCAACUGGUUUUCUCUUAUUCGUGGAGUGUUAGAAGAGACACAUUUAGGUGAAAGACAACAGCAGUAAACAAGUUGUAUUGUCUGGAGAAAGCAUUGAGUUAAGCUUUCUUGAAAAUGUGUCUUUUCAGAAACUGGUACAGUUUUGAGCUGCCUACAGGUGAAGUUGGCUAGUGUAGCUUUGGUCAAAAGAUCAGACCUUUUAUCAUAUUUUUCUGGACCUAAAUUGAGCUGCAGAGCUACUGUAGGCGGAAAGAAGUCAAAAAACGAUUUAUUGCAGUGCUUUUAGCCUAUUGUGUAUUUCUAUCCCACUGUCUCUCCUUUCUUUGUCUAUAACACCAUAUCACUUUCUAAAUCAAGCACAUAUCUGACCCCACUGUAUGGCAUUAGUAAAAUGAUGUCUCAUCUGAUGUGAUUUCUCUUCUGAUGCUACACUGGAAUCAUUGGUGGGAAACUGGUUUACAAAUCGUGGGUUUCAGAAGUGGUGCGUCACAUUAUUCUACAAACGUAUCGACUGAUAUUUAAGACACUUUGAAGGUUAUAUGCAGCACUAUAGUGGUUUGAUAGCCUUUGAAACUUGAGUUGUUAUUGUUUACAAAGCUUGUGUUUGCAGUUUUACAGCACUCAGUUGAAUUAUGCAGAAUGAACAUUUGAUAAAAAAACGACAUUUAUUUAACCUGCAUGAAGAUGAUUUGAAAUAUUGCUUUUUACUAUUGCAGUUGUAUACUGCAAUGUAAGAGUUGGAGCACUUGAUUAAUGUUUUAAGACUGAAAUAAUGCAUAUUGCAUUUUUCUCCCAAACAUCCACAACACCUCUUCUGUUGUACCAGCUCUACUGUACCUUAUUGUACAAAACUUGCAGAGACAGUGGAUUUUAUUUUGAAAAUGUUAUUUUGCUUACAUGUAUUUAUGUUAAUAUGGCUGUUGUUGCCAAAUGCUGUUAUAGUUUUAUCCAUUGUCAACGAGUAAGUUAGGACCUUGUGAUAAGUUGUAAAUGCACAUAGGCUGGAUGAGGGGGUUUGAAAGAUGCUUGCACCCCCGCAGAGACAUGAAGAGAAACUGGAUAAUGAAUAAAGACUUGUCAAUGCCAA
This is a messenger RNA of Eleginops maclovinus (Patagonian blennie), 5084 nucleotides long. RefSeq names its product inositol polyphosphate-4-phosphatase type I Aa (gene inpp4aa). Lineage: Eukaryota; Metazoa; Chordata; Actinopteri; Perciformes; Eleginopidae. The record is from RefSeq and is a predicted model, not a curated record. The coding region runs from base 286 to 3186 and encodes 966 amino acids. Gene Ontology annotation, cellular component: cytoplasm. The transcript is spliced from 24 exons. Gene Ontology annotation, molecular function: phosphatidylinositol-3,4-bisphosphate 4-phosphatase activity.